This is a messenger RNA of Teleopsis dalmanni, 913 nucleotides long. RefSeq lists its product as uncharacterized. The record is from RefSeq and is a predicted model, not a curated record. Lineage: Eukaryota; Metazoa; Arthropoda; Insecta; Diptera; Diopsidae. The transcript has 4 exons. Bases 24 to 536 code for a protein of 170 amino acids.
AAAAAUCUUAAUAAAAAGCGAAAAUGGAUAUGGAUUUACUUGUAAAGUUUAUUAUUUACAUGGUCAUCGUAUCUAGCACUGUGGAUUUUGCUUUGGGUAAACCAAUUUCAUAUAAAUCUGGUAAGAUUUAUUAUGGAUUUGAUUUACAAACUUCAGGCAAAGACUUGGAAAUUUCAGCUUUGGAUAAAAUUCACAAAAGACAGGUUGUACAACCUACCUGGCUUACAAACUUCGAUAACACAAAUAGACUUCUUGACGAGAAAGUGAAAAUUACGGAAAAAAGUUUGAAAGAAGCUGCAGCUAUACGACAGACCAUACAAGAAGCAGUGAAUGAGGGGAAAUAUGCUGUUGAAAUGACUAACCGUUCAGCACACGGACCACCAUUGAGCUUUGAUACAACACCACAAAAUGCACAGUGGAAUUUCCGAUGGCCAAUAAAUACACCAAAUGAACAACCAAACAGUUUUAUGGAGGACAUGCAACGAGCUUGGCAGAAUGUUUUGGACAAGUAUAGGCAAAUGUUGGGUAUUAAUUAAAAAAUAAAUCGACUUUUAUUUAUGUUUUUGUAUUACUUAUUCUUUUCUUGAUACAUGUUAAGUUGAUGUUAUUUUGCAAUUUGAAUUUCUUAAUUAUAUAUUCUGUGUUUACAAAUUAAAGAUUUCUCUCCGUAUGUAAAGCGAAUAAGGAUUCGAAUUUAUGUUUUAUGUAAAAAUGAUUUUUGCAUUCGUUCACUUACAGCGAAGCACGAAAACCGACUUAUUCGUUAUUAUAUUUUUAAAAUAAUAAUAGAUUUCUGAUACUUAAAUUAACUAAUAUAUAUAUAUAGAAAAUAGAUAGAUAAGUUUUUUAAUUUUUACUACAUUCUUGAAUCGUAUAUUAAAUGCUAACAUUUUUUUAAUUAUAUAUAUAUAUA